Anoplophora glabripennis (Asian longhorned beetle) is the source of this 1410-nucleotide messenger RNA. RefSeq names its product ras-related protein Rap-2c (gene Rap2l). Gene Ontology annotation, biological process: Rap protein signal transduction; negative regulation of cell migration. Gene Ontology annotation, cellular component: plasma membrane. The record is from RefSeq and is a predicted model, not a curated record. The transcript has a single exon. NCBI's taxonomy places the organism in Eukaryota, Metazoa, Arthropoda, Insecta, Coleoptera, Cerambycidae. The coding region runs from base 184 to 729 and encodes 181 amino acids. Gene Ontology annotation, molecular function: GTPase activity; GDP binding; GTP binding.
UUUAUGAAAACAUUAUGAGAGAGUUCACUAAGAUGGCGAAAUGUGUUUAGUUGUUUACUGAAAUGGAUUGCAGAAAUUUGAUAAUUGUCAAAAUUCAAAGUGUGUGCAAUCCACCGAUGAUAGUGCUAUCUUCUCUACAACUAACUGGAAAAUUUCAACAGCUUUAGAGAAAAGUUGAGAACAAUGCGUGAAUUUAAAGUUGUAGUUCUCGGUUCGGGUGGGGUUGGGAAAAGUGCACUGACUGUUCAGUUUGUUUCCGGAUGUUUCAUGGAAAAAUAUGAUCCAACGAUCGAAGAUUUCUAUCGUAAGGAAAUUGAAGUGGACAACUCUCCCUGUGUGUUGGAAAUUUUGGACACAGCAGGUACAGAACAAUUUGCCAGCAUGCGCGACCUCUACAUCAAGAAUGGACAGGGGUUCGUUGUAGUUUAUAGUCUCACAAAUCACCAAACCUUCCAAGAUAUCCGCCCCAUGAAGGAACUGAUCACCCGAGUAAAGGGUACCGAGAGGGUUCCUAUUUUGCUAGUCGCCAACAAAGUUGAUUUGGAACACCAGAGAGAGGUAGAGUACGCCGAAGGAAACAGUCUUUCCCAACAAUGGGGAUGUCCUUUUAUCGAGGCGAGCGCUAAGAACAGAACCAACGUAAACGAGGUUUUUGCAGAAAUAGUCCGUGAAAUGAACUUUAGCCCUGAAAAGGAGAAAAAAAGUUACUGCUGUUGUACUGUGCUCUAAUAGCGGCCUCCUUCCACUAUGUGUUGGGAACAAUGUGUUACAACAGACGACUUGCUUUGUGUUAACUGUGAAUUGCUGAGUUGACUGUCGACUGUUAUUAAUUACAGUUUAGCGCCCGUGGACAAUUAUGGAUUUGUAUUGUAAAUGCUCAUUUCUAGUAUACUUCAAUGGCUUAGAACUGCACAAUAUCUAUAUUUUUAUACAUUGAACAAAAUCUUCGUAAAUGAUGCAUAAAAUAUGUAUUUUAUUUACUAGUUUUCUAAACCGAAUCAUAUCUACCGUAAGAUCUAUUUGAAUAGUGCCUGAUUAAGAACAUUGCAACAUUGCGACUAAACGCGUGGACGGUACUACUCACGGCCUAAAAAAGAUCUGUCAGAUGGUUAACCUCCAAGUCAACUAACAUUAUGGGCCUCCCGGUGUAUUCGCCAUGCGAAUAUCCUUCUAUUAUGGUUCUGUCAUCAUGUGAGCUCAUAUUGUAUAUAUUAUAUUAUAACAAUUUUAUCAGAGAUCUGUGUUUAUAACAUAAGAACUAUUCAAUCAAAAAGUGAUGUGUGCUUGAAGAUGCGUGCUUGUAGAACUAAUACAUGUUUUUGUAAGUAAAUAAAAUGUUGCCGAUAGGAUGAGUGUUCUGAGAGCCAAAAAGGAUUUGUGAUAUAUACGUAUUAUAAUAAAAAGAAUUAA